Molecule: messenger RNA, 732 nt
Organism: Lepus europaeus (European hare)
Lineage: Eukaryota; Metazoa; Chordata; Mammalia; Lagomorpha; Leporidae
Gene: LIN7B
Product: lin-7 homolog B, crumbs cell polarity complex component
Exons: 6
Coding region: 28-651 (207 amino acids)
Biological process (GO): protein localization to basolateral plasma membrane; neurotransmitter secretion; maintenance of epithelial cell apical/basal polarity
Cellular component (GO): synapse; cell-cell junction; basolateral plasma membrane
Molecular function (GO): L27 domain binding
Source: RefSeq, a predicted model, not a curated record
CGGGCGGCUGGCAGCUGUGGCGCCGCCAUGGCUGCGCUGGUGGAGCCGCUGGGGCUGGAGCGGGACGUGUCCCGGGCCGUGGAGCUCCUGGAGCGGCUCCAGCGCAGCGGGGAGCUGCCCCCGCAGAAGCUGCAGGCCCUCCAGCGAGUCCUGCAGAGCCGCUUCUGCUCCGCCAUCCGGGAGGUGUACGAGCAGCUCUACGACACUCUGGACAUCGCCGGGAGCGCCGAGAUCCGGGCCCACGCCACGGCCAAGGCCACGGUGGCUGCCUUCACAGCCAGUGAGGGCCACGCACAUCCCAGGGUGGUGGAGCUGCCCAAGACAGAUGAGGGGCUGGGGUUCAACAUCAUGGGCGGCAAGGAGCAGAACUCGCCCAUCUACAUCUCCCGGGUCAUCCCCGGAGGCGUGGCCGACCGCCACGGAGGCCUCAAGCGUGGGGACCAGCUGCUGUCGGUGAACGGUGUGAGCGUGGAGGGCGAGCAGCACGAGAAGGCGGUGGAGCUGCUAAAGGCCGCCCAGGGCUCGGUGAAGCUGGUGGUCCGGUACACGCCCCGCGUGCUGGAGGAGAUGGAGGCCCGCUUCGAGAAGAUGCGGUCCGCCCGCCGGCGCCAGCAGCACCAGAGUUACUCAUCCUUGGAGUCCCGAGGUUGACAGCACAGAUCUUGGACCCUCACCCUCACCCCUGUACAGUAUUUAUUGUCGCUGGCUCCUUAUUUAAAGAUGUUGGACCCC